This is a messenger RNA of Brachypodium distachyon (stiff brome), 1381 nucleotides long. Its product is annotated as protein SEH1. Lineage: Eukaryota; Viridiplantae; Streptophyta; Magnoliopsida; Poales; Poaceae. Gene Ontology annotation, biological process: cellular response to amino acid starvation; positive regulation of TORC1 signaling. Gene Ontology annotation, cellular component: nuclear pore outer ring; Seh1-associated complex. Gene Ontology annotation, molecular function: protein binding; structural molecule activity. The transcript has 8 exons. Bases 143 to 1114 code for a protein of 323 amino acids. The record is from RefSeq and is a predicted model, not a curated record.
CCAAGUACGUCCAACUGGGCCUCCACGAGUCGCUCCCCAAACACAACCCGGUGCGGGCAAACUACCUCCGGGCAGGCACGCGUUCUAGCCGCCGCCGACGAACACGAGGACUCGGGAGUCCGGAGGGGAAGCGAAGCGAAGAAUGGCGGACAGGCAGGUGGCUCAGCUGGGGCCCGGAGCCGCGUGCUGCGGCUGGAACCACUGCGGCCGGCGCCUCGCCGCCGGCGCCGUCGAUGGGUCCGUUUCCGUCUACGAUUCGCAGCCGUCGCCCUCCUCCAAGUGGCAGGCCCAUGAGUGUGCCAUUGUGAAUGUUGUAUGGCUUCCUCCGGAGUACGGAGAUGCUAUAGCUUGUGUCUGUGCUGAUGGGACACUGUCUUUGUGGGAGGAGGUUGCUGAAGAUGAUCAACUUCCAACCUGGAGGAAAUGUAAAGUCUUCGAGGGUGGCAAUUCCCACAUACUAAAUGUACAGUUUGGUCUACUGCUGUCAAGCCUGAAAAUGGUUACUGCAUACUCAGAUGGCCAAGUGAAGGUCUACGAGCUCUUGGAUUCAUUGGAAUUAGACAAGUGGCAGCUUCAGGCAGAGUUCCAGAACAUUACUGAUCCUGUUUCCAGAAAUGGGAAGCCAGAAUGUGUUUCUGCAUCAAUUGCGUGGAGUCCAAGAAGAGGCGAAGGCCAGCAGGCUAGUUUUGUUAUUGGUUUCAAUUCAGACUCUCCACAUUUUAACUCUUGCAAGAUUUGGGAGUUUGAGGAAGCUCACCAGCGCUGGCUUCCGCUUAUUGAGCUUGGUUCAUCGGAGGAUAAGGGAGAUAGAGUACAUGCUGUAGCAUGGGCUCCUAACAUUGGCAGACCAUAUGAGAUCAUAGCAGUCGCAACCUGCAAAGGAAUUUACAUCUGGCAUGCAGGCUUCAACCCUGAAGCUGAUCGUGGACUGUCAACAGAGAAUGUUGCUGUACUUCCCGGCCAUGAUGGGGAGGUAUGGCAACUGGAAUGGGACAUGGGCGGGAUGACGCUUGCAUCGACUGGAGGUGAUGGCAUGGUUAAGCUAUGGCAGGCUAACUUAAAUGGAGUUUGGCAUGAGCAGGCCGUGCUCGACUGCAAUGGGUCACGUGACUAAGGCCUGCCGAAGAUAGGAACUAUGGUUGUUGCUAUCAUUCAUAACUCCUGUAAGGGUUCUUUCUGUUGUGUUGUGUGGAAGGUACAUGGCUCUAACCUAUCAAAGUCAGAUUGAUGAUGCAAGUGUUCUUGAUUCCUUUCACAAAUCUCAAGUAUGAGCAUGAUGUAACUGUUUCUUAUCCUCAUCUGAUUGAUGAUGUAACUCUUGUCAUAGCUCAUGUGAUGGAAAACUCACCAAUAAUCUGAUGUGACCAUUUUAGUGAUUAAA